AAUUACUGAUUCAAAUCGUCCGUGCAAAACUUCAUCUUAGGUCUAAAACCCUCCAAAGCGGCCAAAACCCUAAACUCUGCUACGGCCAUGGCGAACUCAAAGCUCGAUCCGACAGUCCCUCCGGGCCUUCACUUGGUCUCUGCAUUCCUCGCAAUGGAGCCGACGGAUUGCUUAAUAUCAAUGGCAAGAGCAUGUGGAGGUUUGGUUACAGAGAGAGUGCAGAGAUUUAUUUGGGACUACUGUAUAAGCGAAGCAGUUGGAAAAGGUAAUGCCCCUUACUUGAAGAAUUUCAUAAAGAAGCUUAUUUUUGAGAUUGAAUCAAGUCAUAGCACCGUGUUGGAAGAACUAUAUGAACAGUAUGGUUAUUACAUGACUUCAUUGAAGGAUGAUAUUUCAGCCAAAGUAAACACAAGGGUCUGCAAAUGCAUCUCUUUUCUUUUUCCUCAUGGUUGUUCUGGAUCUCCAAGUUGUCCUGUGUCAAGAAAGUUGAUGGUUUCACUAUAUUGUUCACUCAAUAUGCUUGAAGGAGAUACUGGGUGUGCUGUUUGGCCCUCAAGUCUAUAUUUGUCAGAGUUUGUACUUUCUUUUCCUCACAUAUUCUCUGGAAAAACAUGUUUUGAGGUUGGUUGUGGUGUUGGUUUGGUUGGAAUUUGUCUUUCCCAUGUAAAAGCUUCCAAGGUUAUAUUAAGUGAUGGUGACUUGUCAACUUUAGCUAACAUGAAGCUCAAUUUGGAGUUAAACCAGUUGAGGGCUGAUACUGGCAAGCCAGAAAGAUCUGUGCAAGAUCUAAAUAUGGUGAAUUGCAUUCAUCUGCCUUGGGAAUCUGCCACAAAGAAUGAGCUUCAGGAGUUCAUGCCUGAGAUUGUUUUGGGUGCGGAUAUAAUUUAUGAUCCGGCAUGCCUCCCAUAUCUUGUUCAAGCACUUGCCCUUCUCUUGAACACAAAAAAAGAGUGCUCUGAUUCUCAAACUGUAAAGUACAGUUGCCAGGGCUCAUUCAUACAUUGUAAUUGCAUAAAUGUCGAAGCCAAUGAUAUUGAUGAUGGGGAAGCUUCCAUUGCCUGUGAUUUAGAUGGAAGUAAAGCAGAUCAAAUUGGCUGUCAAAUUGAUAUUGGUGGAGUUGAUGGACUUCAAAAUGGUUCUGCAAAUAAUGGAGUAAAGCAAGGACCUGUGGCUUAUAUUGCGUCGGUGAUUCGCAACAUUGAAACCUUCAGUUAUUUUGUCCAACUUGCAGAGCAGGCUAAUCUUGCGAUCGCAGACAUAACUGAAACUCAAAGACCAUUGGAGUUGCUUCCAUACAUGCAAUCAUAUGACAGAUCAAGUAUACGUUUGUUUAUUGUCACAGGCAAAUAAGAACUACAAUUGAUUAGCCAAACACAAGGAGAGGUCGAGGUCAUCCACUCAUGGUCUGCUCCAAGAUCCCUCAGUACCUCUAUCAUGUACUCUUUUGCUCAGAGGGAUGACAUGGAAGUGCUUGAUGAACCUCUAUAUGCAACUUUUCUAAAGGUUACAGGUGCUGAGAGGCCCUACAGGGAUGAGGUUCUCUCCAAAAUGGAAUCUGAUCCAAAUAAGGUUGUAAAUGAGGUUAUUUUUGGACCAGGAGAAAAGAAGUAUCGGUUUUGUAAGCAUAUAGCAAAGCAACGGUUACCUGGUCUGCCCAAUGAUUUAAUGAAGAAAGGAAAGCACUUUAUAUUGAUACGCAAUCCACUUGAUAUAUUGCCAUCAUUUCGAAAGGUUGUGCCCCCAUCCUUUCUUGAAUUAGGUUUGGCAGAAUUGGUCUCCAUAUACAGUGACCUCUCUCAGAUGGGAAAGCCCCCAGCUGUUGUUGAUGCAGCGGACCUUCAACAAGAUCCUGAGGGUACUUUGCGUGGCCUUUGUAAAGACUUGGAAAUUCCUUUUGAUGAUGCAAUGCUCAGAUGGGAAGCUGGUCCAAAACCAAUAGAUGGUGUCUGGGCUCCAUGGUGGUACAAAAGUGUACAUCAAUCAACAGGCUUCAAUCAAGCAAGAAAGUAUCCUCAGCCAUUUCCAUUUUCUUUAUAUGACUUGUUGGAGAAAAGUAUACCUUUGUACAAUAUGCUUAGGCGGCAUGUAAGACAGAUGACAGGCCUUUUGAAGAGUCCAUUACCUCCUCCAGAUAUUCCAAUUCCUGCAAAUGAAAAGCUGUUGGCAUGGGUUGGAGAUGAGAUUCUACCCCGUGAAAGUGCUAAGGUUUCUGUGUUUGACUCGGUUGUCCAAGGUGGUGAUUCAGUCUGGGAGGGCCUUCGAGUUUACAACAGGAAGAUAUUUAAACUUGAUGAGCAUUUGGAUAGGUUGUUUGACUCAGCAAAGGCUCUAGCUUUCAAAAAUGUUCCAACUCGUGAAGAGGUUAAAAAAGCCAUCUUCAUAACUCUAAUUAGGAAUGGAAUGUUUGAUAAUGCACACAUCCGAUUAUCCCUUACACGUGGAAAGAAGGUGACUUCAGGCAUGAGCCCAGCAUUUAAUCUUUAUGGAUGCACUUUAAUCGUGCUUCCUGAAUGGAAACCACCUGUCUAUGACAACAGCCAUGGCAUAACUCUGGUGACUGCCACAACUCGGCGUAAUUCACCAAAUAAUUUGGAUUCAAAGAUUCAUCACAAUAACCUCCUCAAUAACAUUCUAGCUAAGAUAGAAGGGAAUAAUGCAGAUGCAGGUGAUGCAAUUAUGCUGGACAAGGAUGGCUAUGUGUCUGAAACAAAUGCUACAAAUAUUUUUCUAGUGAAGAAAGGCCGGGUUCUUACACCUCAUGCUGAUUAUUGCCUUCCUGGAAUUACUCGAGCUACUGUUAUGGAUCUAGUGGUAAAGGAGGGUUUUGUCCUAGAGGAGCGAAGAAUCAGUCUCUCAGAAUUCCAUACUGCAGAUGAGGUCUGGACAACAGGAACCAUGGGAGAGCUUACUCCAGUCGUAAAGAUUGAUGGACGUGAAAUUGGCGAUGGUCAAGUGGGUCCCGUGACUCAAAGGUUGCAAAAUGCUUACAAAGGGCUGACAGAAGAGUCAGGAGUACCCAUUCCAUCCUACCAACAGGAGGAAUUUGAAUGACAUUGCUCCUAGAAGGUAUGAUUGCUUCCCCUGUUUAGGCAAUCAAUAUUUCUUUAUAGAACCUUUUUCUCAUCUCCAGCUUUCAAAGACACCACAAUCCCAAAACUUCAUUUGCAAUGCUGGUCUAAAACAGUAGUUCGAUUGAUGGGCAGCCUGAAGAUGCAAAUGAGUGGUGUUGCUUCCACAGAAUGAAAGAUUUAAGGGUGCCAAUAUGUAAAUUUGAAUAAACAUUGGUGCAGAUUAUGAACAUGGUCUUUAUCUUGGCGAUUGGUUGAGGUGUGGGGUAUGGUAGCAUAGCAUUUUCUUAGUGAUCAUUGUAUCCGAGAAAAGGUUACAUCCCCAUUUUCUUAUUGUGUACAUUACUUGUAGGAAGUUGCCAUUGCCAGGCUCCAUGGAUAAGCAUGGGGAUUUAGGAAUGUGGUAACAUAAUAAAGAUUAUUACAAGAACUGAAACCGACUUGUAUCUGAAGUUUUUUCCAAUAAAACUAAGAAUCAAAUGCAUUCAUUUUCA
Messenger RNA from Manihot esculenta (cassava), 3562 nucleotides. Its product is annotated as branched-chain-amino-acid aminotransferase-like protein 1. Gene Ontology annotation, molecular function: catalytic activity. Gene Ontology annotation, biological process: carboxylic acid metabolic process. Lineage: Eukaryota; Viridiplantae; Streptophyta; Magnoliopsida; Malpighiales; Euphorbiaceae. The record is from RefSeq and is a predicted model, not a curated record. The transcript has 29 exons.